Molecule: messenger RNA, 1714 nt
Organism: Cuscuta europaea
Lineage: Eukaryota; Viridiplantae; Streptophyta; Magnoliopsida; Solanales; Convolvulaceae
Source: the annotation of a GenBank genome assembly
ACCAAACGAAGCCUUAAGAUGAAAAAGAAACCGCCUUCACGUGCUCUCUCAAAUCUCAUCUAACCCCACAAAAUGGUCUUCCCCAGUUAAAUUUAGCGACUUAUAUCAUCCCCGACCUUGAAAUCUUCCACUAUAUAGUGAUUGAUAUACACAUUCAAAGAAUCCCAUUAACUAAAAACCCAGAUUCAACAAUGGAAAUUCGAAGAAAUCCCACCCCUACCAGCAUCAUCGGAAGGCUUGUAAUGCUGUCCGUUUGGGUCCUCUUCAGCUGUUCAGAGGAGGUGUUCGGGCGCAGAGGAGGAGGGCAUAACGGGUGGCAGAGCUUCAGGUACUCUGCUUUCAGUAGCUGCCGGUCCCACACGGCGGCGCUGACGGACUUCGGAGGAGUUGGCGACGGAGUGACACUGAACACCAAGGCUUUCAGGUCGGCGGUGGAUUACCUCAGCCAGUUCGGGGCGGAGGAGGGCGGGUCAUUCCUGUAUGUGCCGCCGGGGAAAUGGUUGACCGGCAGCUUCAAUCUGACCAGCCAUUUCACGCUCUUUGUGGAUGAGAACGCCGUUAUUCUUGCUUCUCAGGAUGAGAAUGAUUAUCCAGUGAUUGAACCAUUACCAUCAUAUGGACGAGGAAGGGACUCCACAGCUGGACGGUUCAUUAGUCUCAUAUUUGGAACCAACCUCACCGAUGUUGUUAUAACUGGAAAUAAUGGAACCAUUGAUGGCCAAGGGGAUCUCUGGUGGGAUAAAUUUCACAAGGGCAAGUUAGACUAUACAAGGCCUUACUUGAUUGAAAUAAUGCACUCUAAAAAUAUUGAAAUAUCCAGCCUCACUCUGCUAGAUUCUCCGUCCUGGAAUGUUCAUCCUGUGUACUGCAGUGAUAUUAUUGUCCAAGGGAUUACAAUUAUUGCUCCUACAAGAUCUCCAAACACAGAUGGAAUCAACCCAGACUCAUGCACAAACACUAGAAUUCAAGACUGUUACAUCGUCUCUGGAGAUGAUUGCAUUGCUGUGAAGAGCGGAUGGGAUGAGUAUGGGAUUGCAUACGGAAUGCCAACAAAACAGCUCCUUAUCAGGCGGGUAACUUGCAUAUCCCCAACAAGUGCUGCAAUUGCGUUAGGCAGCGAGAUGUCAGGAGGAAUAGAGGAUGUCAGGGCAGAGGACAUUGUGGCAAUCGAUACAGAAUCCGCAGUUAGAAUCAAGACAGGCGCUGGAAGGGGAGCGUACGUGAAGAAUAUAUUCGUCAGACGUAUGACCAUGAAAACAAUGAAAUAUGUGUUUUGGAUGACGGGUGACUAUGGGUCUCACCCUGAUGAAAAGUAUGACCCGAAUGCGCUUCCUGUGAUCGACAACAUCAACUACCGAGAUAUGGUGGCUGAGAAUGUGACGAUGGCAGGCCGGUUGGAGGGGAUCUCCGGUGAUCCGUUCACCGGAAUCUGCAUAUCCAAUGUGACAAUUGGGUUGGCAGAGCAUGCAAAGAAGGUACCAUGGAAUUGCACAAACAUUUCUGGGAUUUCAAGCGCUGUGGUUCCUCCUGCUUGUGACCUUUUGCCAGAACCUGAAAAGAUCUCAACAUGUGAUUUUCCUACUGAAUGCUUACCUAAUGAGAAUGUCAAAGUUAAGAUGUGUGCAUAUAGAAGAAAAAUAAAGCAUUCAAACGACCUGUAAACAUAUAUCAAAUUAAUGAAUGCGAAAAAUACAUUUGGGUCAUUUAAGUUGAA